CCUCCGAGACUGCGAGCUUGGAAGAUUCAAACUCCGUCCGCUGCUGCUUUCUUUGGGAAACGCCAUAAUGAAACUGCUUUUCAGCGGCCUCCUGCAGCUCCGGACUCGAGGAUCCGUUCUGCUUCUGCCACGUACUGUGUCGGAGAGAUUUGGGCAGAAACACCGAAGUGCAACCUUGGAUCAUGCAUACAACACAAAAGGAGAAAACACCGCCAAGCCAACUGAACGGUACCCAAUGCCCAAUAAGAAUGAUUUGCCACAUGAUAUAAUAGAACAAAUGGAAGAAGCAAAAAUGAAGAAUGGGUUUUUGCCCAAUGUGUUUAAAGUGAUGGCUAAUCGACCAGAAGAACUUAGGGUAUUCUUUGCCUAUCACGACGUCAUCAUGAACAAGACAACAGGAAACCUAAGCAUGGCUGACAAAGAGCUCAUUGCUGUGGCUGUGAGUACUGUAAACCACACUCCCUACUGUGUAAUUGCACAUAGUGCCUCACAUCGGAAAUACUCCAAGAAACCGACUUUGGCGGAUCAGGUGGCUGUGAAUUGGAAAAUGGCUGAUCUAAGUGAUCGGGAAGCGGCCAUGCUUGAGUUUGCCCUUGCUGUCUGCAGAGCAGAUAACAUAACGGAAGAGCACUUUCAGAAGCUGGAGGCACACGGAUUUGACCGAGAGGAUGCCUGGGAUAUUGCCUCCAUUUCAGCCUUUUUUGCCAUGGCAAAUCGCAUAGCUCUCUUUACAGAUAUGCGUCCCAACCCAGAAUACUAUACCAUGGGAAAAGAAGAGGGCAAGGUCCAAUCUUCCUAAUAAAGAUUGUUGGUAUUUACAAGAA
Messenger RNA from Candoia aspera, 824 nucleotides. RefSeq lists its product as uncharacterized. The transcript has 5 exons. Lineage: Eukaryota; Metazoa; Chordata; Lepidosauria; Squamata; Candoiidae. Bases 68 to 799 code for a protein of 243 amino acids. The record is from RefSeq and is a predicted model, not a curated record. Gene Ontology annotation, molecular function: peroxiredoxin activity.